AUGAAUUUAAUUACUCUAAAUUUCAAAGUUUCCUAAAUAGAAAAAUAGUUUAGAGAAUCAAAACAUAAAUUAUUUUCAAAUAUCCUUAUCUAUUAAAGAUGGAUAUUUGGUAUGAUUAAUUUUGUUUAAUUGGUAAGUUGUUUGAUUUCUAAAAAUUGGAUGAUUGCAUCAAUCAAUAUAGUAACUCUUGUUCUUAUUUUGAUAUCAGUUAAGGUGAAUCAUAAAUAUCCAUUUGUGUAUUAGAUUGCAAUUAUCUUAUAUAUACUCUUAUUAAAUGCUUACAUGGCUUUAGAAUAUUAAUUAGACAGCACCGAUUGGCAAUAUACUGAAGUGUUUUUCAUAUCAUUUACUUUCAUAAGGUAUUGAUCAAUUACAUAAAACAAGUCUAUUAAACCUGAUGAACUUUAUUCAAAGAGCCAUUCUUUUAUUACUUACAAUAACUUUCCAUAUGAUAUUUGGGAUUCGACAUUCAGAUAUGAAUUUUGAAAUGUAUUUACGAUAUAUAUUAUAUGUCGUUUUAUACGUUUAAUUUAUGUAUCAGUUUGAAAGAAUAUUGAGAAUAUAUUUUUUAGAAUAAUAGAAAUGUCGUCAAUUUUUAGAUAAAAUUGCAAAAUUCAAAGAUGUAUAGAGUUAUUCAAUUAAAUAUGAUGAAAGAAAAUCAUUAAUUUUGAUUGAAAAAAAUAACAAUUCAAGAAUUCUUAAAGAAGAUUAAGAAGAAUUUCUUAAAAUGAUUAAUAAUAUGCAAUUACCUGCACUUAAUUAUAAAUCAAGAGUUGCUUAAAUUCUUUCAGUCGAUAAUAUACUUUCCCCAAAAAAACAAUCACUCAAGUAAUUACUUGUAAAUUAUACUCAAGAUAUAAAUUUAGAACAUAAUGAUACUCCUUCGAAAUUUAGAUAAGAAAUACAUUUAUAUGGAUUCUAUUAAUAAUAAGUUUUUGCAUUAAAUAUUUUUUAAAGUUUCGAUGUUUAACCUAUCACAAUUCUUUUGGUAAAAGAAAGUAGAUCAGAAACAUAAGAAGAAGAGUUAAAAUUAAGGAUGAGAAACAAUUCAAAACAACUUAAUUUUAUUCAAUAAAUUUUCGAUAAAUAAAUCAAAAAAUCUCUCAUAUACUUUAGAUGGAUUUACAAUUUUGCAGAUAAAAAUUUAGAUGGAAAACUUAUUAAUCAAACAUUAAAAUUGAUUAAUUAUAGUUUAAUUAAAGGAUAUAAAGAUUUCCUUAAUUUAGAAAUAUUUGCAUACUAAAAAAUGUUAUCUCCAGGUAUCAGAUAAUUUAAUAUUAUCUCAUUAAUUGAAAAUGUAGUUUCUUUUUAUGAUGGAUAUUUUAAACAAAAAACUUAAUCCUUAAAUUCUAUACAAUAAUUUUAAAUAAUUAACAAUUUAAGUAAUAACAAUAUCAUAUCUGACUUUAAAUAUAUAAAAUAAUUACUAUUAAACCUUCUCCAUUAUACAAGUGAGAAAUCAUCGACAGUUACUGUAAUUUUAGAUGAAGUGUAAACAGAUUUUUCAUAAACUCCCAUUAUCAAAAUAAAAAUAAUAUUUCAAGCUCCAAAUUUAACGGGAACUCAAUUAAAAAACUUGCCUUAUUUGAAUCCCUAAUCUUUAGAUGAAUUAAAACAUAAUAGUAUAGCUCCUUUAGAUUUGGAUCUUGCAGUUUCUUUGAUUUUGAUACGAAGAUUGGGUCCUUUUGAUAAAAUAAAAAUAGUUUAAUAAAAAUAAAAAUCUAAUUAUUUAGAAUUUUUUAUUUUUCAACAGAUUUCAGAAGACUUUUUAUUGAUUCCAAUAAAAUCUUUAAAACCAUCAGAGAAAAUAAAAAUUUAAGAAUAUUCAUAGAUAGCUAAUUCUUUUACAACUUCAAUUCAAUUAGAAUCUGCUAGAGAGAGCUUUCAUUUUUUAUGA
This is a messenger RNA of Paramecium sonneborni, 1897 nucleotides long. The record is from the annotation of a GenBank genome assembly. NCBI's taxonomy places the organism in Eukaryota, Ciliophora, Oligohymenophorea, Peniculida, Parameciidae.